This is a messenger RNA of Durusdinium trenchii, 801 nucleotides long. The record is from the annotation of a GenBank genome assembly. NCBI's taxonomy places the organism in Eukaryota, Dinophyceae, Suessiales, Symbiodiniaceae.
AUGCGCUGUGAUGGUUGCACUGCUCUGGGCGAGGCAGGCCCUUGGCCAGAGAUCUUUCCGUUGGAGAAGCUCAGCCUACCAGAGGAGACUCCAAUGGAAGGGUCUAUCCUUUGGUAUCCUGGAUCUUUUGCUCCAUUCCAUCUGGGGCAUUUGAACUGCUUGCGAGCUGCCUGGAGGGGCCUACAGAGUGAGCUAAAUUUGCUUGGUGCUUACGUGCAGCCUCAACCCUUUGGGCAUUUGGCGUACAAGAAAUUGGAAGAUCAAUCAUCGAUCUUGGCAACGGACCUGGUGCGAUUGAGAAUUCUAGAGCUCAUCAUCUCCAAGGAAGAUUGGGUCAUGCUGGAUCCCUUUGCCAUCCUUCGAGGGAAGGGAAGCAACUUAGAGCAUCUCCGCGCCUUGCGUGGCAACAUGUCUGCGGCCAUGACGCAUCUCACGGGCUUUCAAGCAGGUCUUGCGAACGUGAUCGAGAUCAUUUGGGUCAUGGGAGACGAUGCGUUCCCUCAUUUCAGGGAGAAGUUCCUUGAUCCACACUCUUGGCACUCCAAGCAAAUGGAGAAAGUUUUGCAAGAUGGCAAGUUUCGACUUUGCGUUGUCCACAACCGGCCCUCGCAACGGACCUUGAUCAAUUCUGAAGCCUUACCCUUCCAAGUCCUCGAGAUCGAUGCUCCUCCACAGCUUUCCGCCGACCUCAGCGCCACGGCCUUGCGGAACGCCUGGCUGUCCAGGGUUCCAGAGAGUGAGAUCAGCCAGAGGCUUGGAAGUGCUGAAGCGGCCAACUACAUGCGCAGCCUGCGUGGCUGA